CCGACAGAGCGAAGUCGUGUUCCUUCCUUAGUAAGUCUCGCUCUCGAAGGCAUAAGAAAAAGCUUUCCUCGAGUUUCGCUUGCUUUUACACCAACUGUAUACUCGUACAUCAAGACGAUCCGCGAGACAUUCUUGACGACAGUUUCCGAAGAGUUUUGCAAGGAUAAAGAGGUGGGGGGACCGCGCGGGUGGGAAGGAGUGGGGAGAAGAAGGGAAAAGGACAGUCGCUCGCGACUCGUAUUUUGGAUAGAGAUUCCCAGGGGCAAACGAGAUAAAGCAGGCGAGCCUACGACCACGACGGCCACAAGGGAAUCUUUAUUGAGACAUUCUACGAAUUUGUGCUGCGUGUUGUGUGAUAAAAGCUUAUCGUCGCGGGCAACUGGAGACCUUUCGUGUCAGCGGGGAGACGGAUCGUUUUCCUUUUCCAAAAGGCCCCUCGCGACCGGCAGAAGGGUUGCUUCUUCCUGGAUAACCGGAAGUGGCUAUUAACCGGCGAAGGUAGAACAAUGUGGACACUCGAGAACAGCUUCCCUUGAAGCUCUCUCUCACGUUCUUCAAGAUAAUAAUUCGGCCCGUUGAGUCAUGCUCUGUCUUCUUGCGCUCCGUCGAAAGAUGCCUUUCAUGUUGUAAACAAUACUAGGUGAAAGGAAGCCUCAGACCGAAGAUGGGCAAGCUUUUGAGCCUCCUGGCUCGAGACGAGUCUACCUGUUGCACGCCUCAAAAGUACGACGUCUUUUUGGAUUUCGAAAAUGCACAACCUUCCGACAUAGAACGAGAGACCUUUGAAGCGGUGCAAAGGGUUCUGAAAAAUUCAGAAUCUAUCUUGGAGGAGAUUCAGUGCUACAAAGGGGCAGGGAAAGAAAUCAGGGAGGCGAUUUCGGCGCCCACGGAAGAGUGUCAACGGAAAGCCUAUCUGACUGUUGCCCCUCUGGUCGCGAAGCUGAAGAGAUUCUAUGAAUUUUCAUUGGAACUCGAAAAGGUAGUACCAAAGAUCCUGGGCCAACUAUGCUCCGGAAACCUCUCCCCGACCCAACAUCUCGAGACCCAGCAAGCAUUGGUGAAACAGCUGGCGGAAAUUCUGGAGUUCGUCUUAAAGUUCGACGAGCACAAAAUGAAGACCCCCGCCAUUCAGAACGACUUCAGUUAUUACAGAAGGACGCUGACCAGAGCUUCCCUGGCGCGGCAGGAAAACGCUGAGAAGGACCUCGUGGUUGGGAACGAGCUAGCCAACAGAAUGUCCUUGUUCUACGCCCACGCGACACCCAUGCUUCGAGUUCUGAGUCACGCGACCAUUACUUUCUUGAUGGACAACGAAGACGUGGCACGUGAAAAUAUCACGGAAACGCUUGGUACCAUGGCCAAGGUUUGCCUGCGCAUGUUAGAAAAUCCGAAUCUACUGGCGCAAUUCCAACGAGAGGAAACUCAACUCUUUGUUCUGAGAGUAAUGGUAGGGUUAGUGAUCCUUUAUGAUCACGUUCAUCCCCAAGGUGCCUUUGUUAAGGGUUCGAAUGUCGAUGUUAAAGGCUGUGUGAAGCUAUUAAAGGAUCAGCCACCAUGCAAGAGCGAGGGUCUGCUGAACGCUCUCCGCUACACUACCAAGCAUCUGAACGAGGAUAACACACCUAAGAACAUCAAGAACCUGCUAGCCGCAUGAUUACCGAAGCAGCGAGGCUGCUGCAUCAGAAGCUGAGCCAAUUGGCUGCUGAUCUAUCAGAAGCCGAACGAGCGACGCCAUUUUGUGUAGCGCCACGGGGACGUCGAAGAUGAUAUCCUGACGACUCCACGUGACCCAAGCAAUCUCCCGUUUCUGGUCGUGGCUGGCUGGUGGACCACUAAAAACGUGUCUUUCGCAAUCGAGUCUAUAGCUGCCCGAAAACUGCCGACUUCUACAUACCUUCUGAGAAAAAAGGAAAUAAAAAAUGAAAAAAUACAAAAAAAUAAGGAGAUAGGUAGAACAAUCGUAGAGAGGCAAGAAAAACGAAACGACUGAACAUCGGAGGAAUUGCUGAACUCGUUCUCGAGCGAUGCCUUUGUCGCUGUUACGAGCGCGAACAUUUAGGAAUUAUUAUUAUUAUUAUAAAUAUUACUAAUCUCUCUCUAUCUCUCACACUCACAAACGACACCCCUUGAUUAUUAUCGAUCAUUGCUAAUUAUUAUUGCUAUUAUUGCGACGUUUUUGACGUUUGUUCGAGUUAUUAUUGUCACCCAAGUAUUAUUGCCCUGGCUAACCUAAAUCGUCACCACGUGUAUUAACAUUGUAUUCGUCUUCCCGUACAGGGGGGAAGGGUUAAUUAGUGCAUAUCAAUAGCGUAUUUAGGGUAACUAUUCGACGAGCGCGGAACUAUUCGCGCGUGUUACGAACAGAGGUUUUUAAUAACGUUGUAAGAUAUUGCGCAAAUCUUUAGCGAUUGUUUUCUUUGUUGAACGGUUGUCAUCCGGGCUAAAUGACGAUGAAGAGAAAUUGUUACGACUGCAGGGGGGCCCUGUUUGCGUCAUUGCGCCAUUGGAAUUCAGAGGAGAGAACCGAGGGUUUCCAAGACUUUCCAAGAGUCUCCAAGAGUUUUGGACUUUAUCGUUGUUUCGUUGCUGCUCUUUUCAUUUUGUUGCUCUCCUUAUUAACAUAUUUUAUCACAGAUUUUGUUUUAUCGCUUUGUUAUAGUUAAGACAGACUUACCGGAGAGAAUUUACGUUGAUAUAUUCCCCUUCUUCCCCCCCCCUGCCCCCACAUCCCUAUUAGUUUCUUGUUUAUUUCUACGUAACAGAGAGUUGAAAGAAACCAAAGAUGUUGUUGCUAACGUUUAUAUGUCACAUUGAUUUUAUCGUGAAUCUAUUGUCGCAGUAUUUUCGAGAAUCGCGUUAUUUACACCGUCACAGGAAGAAAGUUAUCGGGUGACGCGAAUGUACCGUAGAAACCGUCAGUGUUUCUCGUAAAGAACAAAUUCAUACGUGAACGAUAUUAUUGUUGGCGCUGGCAAUCGCGUCGCACACCCUUUUUCUAUGUGCACAUUUAAGGAUUCUAAACGUACGUGACCGAUUUACAAUGUAGGUUUUCUUGCAUCAAGAAUUUUACUAUUUAUACAUCCGAUGUUAUCAGAUUCUAUUAUUAAGUAAGCUCUCAGGUUUUAAAAGCUGUCUAUUGUGUCUUUGUCAAAUUUUUAUUACAUUAUUCUC
This is a messenger RNA of Eufriesea mexicana, 3171 nucleotides long. RefSeq names its product protein FAM49B. Bases 665 to 1654 code for a protein of 329 amino acids. Lineage: Eukaryota; Metazoa; Arthropoda; Insecta; Hymenoptera; Apidae. Gene Ontology annotation, molecular function: small GTPase binding. The record is from RefSeq and is a predicted model, not a curated record. The transcript is spliced from 7 exons. Gene Ontology annotation, biological process: regulation of actin filament polymerization.